AUGACUUCUGACUCGAAGGAGAUUUUGCCGGCUAAAAUCUCAUUUUUCCUUCUGUAUCUGGGUGGCUUCGGAAUAACAGAGACUCACAGUGAACGAAGAAUCCUAAAUUUAUGGAUGGUCUACACGGUUUUGAUGGUCACCGUGGGGGCCGCUACCAUCGGCUGUGAUUUGUACCACGAAUGGGGAUCCCUGGAAGGGAUGACGUAUGCUGGGAUCACUACCCUUGUGACUACGAUAAUCAGUAUAAAAUAUUUCACAACGCUGAUGAAGCGCCCAUGGUAUGUGAGGGUCAUGCGACUCGCACGGGACACACUGUGGGGACACGCUGAGACUGACUAUGAUAAGGCAGUGAUGAAAAAGUGUGAGAGACACGCACUGUUUUAUGUGACUGCUUUUGCGUAUCUCGCAGGUAGUUCGGGGGUUCUCUACAUCGUGGAACCCAUCAUCUAUAAUUCCUUGAAUAAUAUCACGGCACCGAGCGAUCGCAUGCUCAUCUUCAAAAUUUGGCAGGAUUGGCCAGUUUACGAAACACCGAAUUUUGAAAUGGUGUACAUUCUCCAGGCACUUAUCACUGUACAAUUGUGUGUUUUGUACUCCUGCUUCGAGAGUUUUCUCGUGCUUGCGAAUACCUUCAUCACAGGACAAUUCAGUAUUCUCAGAUACCGAUUGGAAGUUUUAUACAGUCAUCAAUUAAUCGAUAGAAUCACCAGUAGUUACAUGGAGAGUGGAGAAAUGGACGGAGAGAAGAAUUCUUUGGCCUUUGUUUCUCAAGAAUUCAAGAAUUGCAUCAGACAGCAUCAGUUUCUGAUUUCUGUCACAGAAGAACUUGAGGGAUUGUACACAAUAAUCAAUUUGGCAUCAGUCUUGAUCCACAGUACCCUGAUCUGCCUGUGCGGUUAUCAAACGAUUAUGCCAGGGAAUGCAUUGGUGAGACGAAUAAAGUGUACGGUCUUCGCAGCAGGAUGCAUAAGUCAACUAUUCUUUUUCUCAUUUACCUGCACCAACCUCACCCUGGGGAGUCUCACUGUCGGUGAUGGGCCUUACAACUCCGCUUGGUAUAACGAAAACUCGUCUGAGAAGGGUCGAUCGCUCACAAAAGAUUAUUCAAUCAUGAUCAUGAGGGCCCAGCGCCCCUGUAGGCUGACGGGAGGUGGCUUCUUCUAUGUUACAUUGGAUACAGUGAAAUCGGUAUUAACCACUGCUUUUUCAUAUCUAACGUUGAUAAGACAAUCUUCUAUGAAUUGAUGGUUCUGGUGGCGAUCAACGUAACCUACUGGAAC
Molecule: messenger RNA, 1280 nt
Organism: Diachasma alloeum
Lineage: Eukaryota; Metazoa; Arthropoda; Insecta; Hymenoptera; Braconidae
Gene: Or80
Product: odorant receptor Or2-like
Exons: 6
Coding region: 1-1245 (414 amino acids)
Biological process (GO): sensory perception of smell; detection of chemical stimulus involved in sensory perception of smell
Cellular component (GO): plasma membrane
Molecular function (GO): olfactory receptor activity; odorant binding
Source: RefSeq, a predicted model, not a curated record